GUAUUACAUAAUUAUAAAGAGAACGAUAUAAUAAAUCUUUAAUUUUUGGCCUGAAAGUAAAAUUUGAGAUAGAUAUUAAUGAAAUUCAUCAGACAAUUAAUCAUGUAGCAAUAUUAAUUAUUUUGUUAAACUAGACGUAACACUUACUGAACGGGUCAUUGCACAAUCUUUCUGUAGUGGAACGACUAUUAGUAAUUAUGUAACAAGUUCACCUAUUGGAAUGCAACAUAGUACGGUUGUCAGUCAAGGAGGUGGACUUUAUGUUAUGACACUUAGUUGGACUCCAACGGAUAACCAAUAUGGUCCACAAGGUUUUUGUGCUGGUGCUGUUGAUAGCAAUAAUUUACAAUCAGAUGCUUGGUGUAUCACCUAUUUAGUAGGAUUUGACUCACCGAAUCUUAUCCGAGCAACAGUUGUUCAAGGCACUGCUUCACCAAUUGGAACUAUAUUUUCAAAUCACUCAAUAUUUUCUAUACAAGCAACUCGUGAUGUUCAUCGUCCAACUCGAAAUGGAACCUACAUAAAGUUUAUGGAUGCUACAACUAAUACAUCAGUACAAAUAUUUGAUGCUGGAUGGCAAUCAAAUAUAUUGUAUACUGGAACUACAAUCAUUAUCAUAACGAAUUAUGCGUGGAUUCCAGGACGUAGUUAUUAUGUUCUUUUUGAUAGUGGAGUAGCGAGUGGAGUCGAAUUUUGUGGGCCUGAAUCAGCUCCAAUAACUGAUUCAACAUUUUGGACUUUCAAUAUAUGGGAUCCCGGUGUAUCAAGCACAACCACAACUACUACCACGCCUCCAACAACAGGAACUGUAACAACUCGACCAUUAUCAACAACGACUGUUAAUACAUUGUUAACGACUACUGGUCUUCAUGUUACUUCUACUACUACUGUUACAAUCACAACUACUACUGAAUCUACGACAACUUCAACUACUACAUCCAGUAAUAUUUGA
Rotaria sordida is the source of this 952-nucleotide messenger RNA. NCBI's taxonomy places the organism in Eukaryota, Metazoa, Rotifera, Eurotatoria, Philodinida, Philodinidae. The record is from the annotation of a GenBank genome assembly.